CACAUCCGGGAGCCCUGCCGCGCGCCAGGUGUGCACUCACCGGGGCCCGCAGCCCGCGAGCCUCGGACGCGGGCCGCCGCCGCCGCCGCCUCAGGCCCUCCACGUCAGCCAGCGGGCGGGCAGGAGCGGCCGGCGGCGCAGGAGGCAGACGCGUCACGUGGGCCGCAAUGCACAUGCGCCGUCGUGCCGCCCCUCCGCCCCCAGCGGCGGAGAGCUGACCGACCCCUCCCGCCCCCGAGCUCGCGCGUUCCUGCAGGACGAGAGUCGCGAUUAUCUAAAGACACAGGGAAAAUGGUGGAAAACUCACCGUCGCCAUUGCCAGAAAGAGCGAUUUAUGGCUUUGUCCUUUUCUUAAGCUCCCAAUUUGGCUUCAGUAAGUACUUUCCUGAUGGAUGGCCAGGGCCUUUCUCUGGUGUUCAAGGACAGGACAGGACAUUAUUGUAUUUGUUUGUAGAAUGUGCACACAGGAACUGUGAUUCUUUAUUCUUCAUCUGUGAAAGGGUGGUGAUGUUACCAAAUGCUUAUGAAGCAUAA
Molecule: messenger RNA, 534 nt
Organism: Physeter macrocephalus (sperm whale)
Lineage: Eukaryota; Metazoa; Chordata; Mammalia; Artiodactyla; Physeteridae
Gene: PIGP
Product: phosphatidylinositol glycan anchor biosynthesis class P
Exons: 3
Biological process (GO): GPI anchor biosynthetic process
Cellular component (GO): endoplasmic reticulum
Source: RefSeq, a predicted model, not a curated record